GAAGCGUCUCUUCUUUCUCUCUGUUUCUCAGGAGGAGAGGAGUGGUCGCCGUCCGUGCUCGGGACUGCCUCGUCAUUGUGCUGCUCGCAGGGACUCGCGUGGUCACUGGUACUUGGUGGUGUGCAAAAUUGUACUUAAAGGCCAGGCAUGGAUACUGAAAAAAGUGAAGUUUUGGAUGCGUCAGAGACUCCACAGCAAGAGGAGACCGGAAUGGAAAAACAGGAUAAACUGGAGACCAAGGAACCCACAGAGCCUGAGAACCCAGCAGCUGCUGUGCAAGAGUCUGAGCAGCUGGCAGCAAACGGUCAUACUGCAGAAGUGGUGACCAUGAAAGAAACAGAAGAGCUGGCGGCACAAGACGACGCAGGAAAGACUGUUGGAGACGACUCGGAAAAACCUGACAUGGAGUCUGUGCCCGGUGCGAUGGCACCACCAGAACCACAUGAGUCAUCUGAAAAGGUCACUGACCCAGUUGUGGCUUUAGACGCCGAACCAGAAAACACUGAACAGCCGCCCGUGCCAGAGAAUAACCCAGAGCCUGUACAAAUGCAUUUGGCAGAGAGCGCCCCUGAACCAGAGCCAGCAAAAUUGGCAGAAUCAGUUCCAGCAGCUGAAGUACAAGAGCAGGCGUUACCUGUACAAGCAGCAGCAGCACAACAGCCAGUUGAUGCACAGCCUGCCCAGCCUGCCCAAGAGGAGAAGGUGGUGGAAAAAGUGGAGACUGAGAAGGAGCCGCAAACCGCAAUGGAGACAAAGGCAGAGGAGGUAGCGGCGGAAACUGUUCUGGUGACAGAAGAUUCAUCAGAAAAGCCAGCGGCAGCAGUGGAGAAGGAGGGAGCCGCUGAGAUUGGAAGUGGUGAAACUGCACAGGGCGUGCCGAAAGUUAGCCCUGAUGAAUCUGUCGCUGUAAAGGGAGCUGGGCCAGAAGGGGAGGGUGUUAAAUCUGAGGAGGAAGGUGCCGAGCCUCAAAAAGAAGACGAUGUUCCCGCAUCUGGGUCCCUGUCUUUUGCUCUUUUAGAUCAGGAUGAGACCAGAGAUGCUCUGCGAGUCUCUCGCACCCUUGUAGUCCUUAGAGGCCUUCCAGGCAGCGGUAAAAGCCUCUUGGCGCGCGCCAUAGCGGAUUCCUACAAAGACCACUGCUCCGUUAUCUGUGCCGACGACCAUGGUAUCAAGCCAGAAAGCCCAGAAACGUCUGCAGAUGGGUUCAAAGCGCUGGACGAGGCUCUUGUGGCCCGCUGCGGUGACGGGACGACCUCCUCUGUCCUGAUCGUGGUGGACGACACCAACCACACCCACAAUCGUCUGGCCCGUCUGGGAGAGAUUGCCGAGGAACACCAUCUCGUUGCCAUCUUCUUGGAGCCACAAACCGAGUGGAGCCGAGAUCCUGCACAGCUGGAGAAGAAGACGGCGCGGGGACUGAAGGAGGCCCAGCUGGAGGCAAUGAAAGCCCCACUUGAAGAAACGUCCCUUCCUCUUUUCUUUGGCUGGUUUCUUGUGUCUUCAGUGUUGGACAAGAUUAGGUGUUCAUCAAUGGACUUCCUGAAAACGCUGGACACAUUGGAUUCCUUCAAGAAACACAUGGCUGCCUUCACAGGAAAAGCUGAGGAGGUUGUGGACCUGGAGCAGUACUAUAAGGCCAGAGGACUUCUCCACUGCACGACAAAGUUCUGUGACUAUGGAAAUGCUGCAGGAGCAAAAGAGUAUGCCGAGAAUACCGAUGUUAAGAAGAACUACGGUUCUGCGUUUGAGCUGUCCCUGACUGCUCUCUUUGUCACCCCUCGCACUUGUGGUGCAAAAGUGUCCCUAACGGAGAACCAGCUUCUCCUGUGGCCGGCCGAUGCUGAGCAGGAAGCAGAGUCCGCCGUCCCCGGGGCCGCCUCGCUGCCUCUGGGAAGCCGUGCCCAUGUCACUCUAGGCUGCGCCGAGGGCUUCGAGCCGGUUCAGACGGGCCUGGAUCUGCUCCAGAUCCUGGUCCUGCAGCAGGAAGGCCAGCAGGGCGAGGUGGUGGAGGAGAUGGAGCUCGGCUCUCUGACCUACUUCGGCGAGGGUCGGUGGCUGCUCAGCCUCCGGGAACCCAUCUGCGCCCCCGCUUGCUUCUCCAGCUUCUACGGGCGCAAGGAGGUAGAGCCGACCAAAAAAGAACCCGAGAAGAAAAAGAAGCCGAAGUGUGCCAUACUGUAGGUGGCGACAUUAGGUGUGGUCUCUUGACUGGUGAAUUAAAACUUAGGCUUACUUUGUGCAAGGUUUGUGUGUUUGUGCAGUGUUAAGGGUUUCAGUUAUAGCCACCCUGACUCCACAAGCUGUGCCUUCCUUUUUUUCUUUUUUUUUUUUUUUUAAUUUGCACCACAACCUAAGAUGCCUUUGACUGGGCCAGACUUGUCGUCAGCAUGGUUCGGUUUUUCUUUUUCUUUUGUGUCGGUGCCACAGUUUCGUUGCCUGGUUAUCUGCUGAGAUCCUGUUAGCUGCAGUUUUGCGUAGUAUAGCCUCUUCCACCAGCUCCACCACCUAUCUGAAACGUAGAUCUCCUCUUCUAUACAGUGUUUCUCAGUAUUCCAAAUGUGAUUGACUAGUUACAUCUGUUGCAUGCAUCUGUGAUUAAGCGUAUCAAUAUUUACACAUAACCAAUCUGUAGCUCUCUGGCAGGUAAUUCUGAUGUAGUCAUCCACAUAGCUUUAAGUUUAGGCAACAAUAUGAUAUCUUUUGCUUCUGUGCAGCCUAGGAAAUAAUUGUGAAAGCAUACGGGCCAAAGUUUUCUAUUAAGUGUAUUAGAAUGAAUGUCUUGUCAUAGAGAUCCUUCCUUGUAAAAUCUCUGCAUUGUGCAUAGUUUAAAAGGGAGAAUGCUGAUGCAUUUGGCAUUUGUUUCAGAAGCUUGCACUUUGUAUUUAUGAAAUGCUGUGAAUCCAAUUCCAUGUUUUGCAAUCUUUUUCUACUGCGCAAUCCAGUUUGAAAAGCACUUCAUGUAUUGCAUUUCAAUUUGUAUCUUGUGACUGUAAUUUUUGAAGGGCAAGUCCUACUUGUGUAGCUCUUAUGAAUCACUAUUUUUUUGCACUUGUUUUGUACACACUCAAUAAAAAGAGAGAACCUGCUUCGCUCCAG
This is a messenger RNA of Cololabis saira (Pacific saury), 3096 nucleotides long. RefSeq names its product 2',3'-cyclic nucleotide 3' phosphodiesterase (gene cnp). Gene Ontology annotation, biological process: cyclic nucleotide catabolic process. Lineage: Eukaryota; Metazoa; Chordata; Actinopteri; Beloniformes; Belonidae. Gene Ontology annotation, cellular component: cytoplasm; membrane. The transcript is spliced from 4 exons. Gene Ontology annotation, molecular function: 2',3'-cyclic-nucleotide 3'-phosphodiesterase activity. The record is from RefSeq and is a predicted model, not a curated record. Bases 148 to 2181 code for a protein of 677 amino acids.